Aureobasidium melanogenum CBS 110374 is the source of this 861-nucleotide messenger RNA. RefSeq lists its product as uncharacterized. Gene Ontology annotation, molecular function: protein kinase activity; ATP binding. NCBI's taxonomy places the organism in Eukaryota, Fungi, Ascomycota, Dothideomycetes, Dothideales, Saccotheciaceae. The record is from RefSeq and is a predicted model, not a curated record. The transcript has a single exon. The coding region runs from base 1 to 861 and encodes 286 amino acids. Gene Ontology annotation, biological process: protein phosphorylation.
AUGAUAGUACCUGGAGGACGAUACCCCUACGCCGGGGAUGUUUCAACAGAUGCAGAUUGGCUGCGCGAACCAGAAGCCGAGCUUGUUUGGCGCAAUGUACUGGUCCAUGAAAAGCUGAAUGCAGCAGAGUCAAGCUGUGCUAGGAUUGUAAGAUAUAAAGGCAGAGACGCUGCUACUGCAUUCCCACUGUUGGAGAAACCUGGAGGUGGUCCACUGAACAAGUUUCUUGCUCUUCAUCGUGCGCGUAUGUAUCCUGAGGCCCACGACAAUGAGGCUGAUAGCGACUCGAUUGAGACGAGCUUUAUUGCUUCGACGUACCUCCCUCUGGUCUAUCGGUGCGCAUUACAGAUCUUGUCUGCCUUGUCUGAGAUCCAUCGCAAUGGGAUUAUCCACAUGGACAUCGUGAGUCCGGAUUGCUUUUGGCUAUACGAAGACCUGAGUAUAGCACUGGUUGGCUUCCAGUCGGCAGAUUUUGUCAGUUUGAAAGGAGAGCGAGUUCAGGGUAAUGCACACUGUGGUGAGGAGUUUCGAUACCCAUGGGUGAGAACUACACAACAUGAGCGUCCUACUGCCAAGGUCGAUCUGUUUGAUUGGGCCACUUUGAUCUAUACCUUGAUGACAGAUCGAAGCCCUGUGGAUGGUAGGGUAGUACACAAUGCUGAGAUGGAGGAAAUUAUCAGUACAGGAUCGUUACCAGUGCUUGAAGAAGAGAAACUAGGGCAUCUGGUCAAGAAAUGUUGGCUGGGCGAGUACAAGUCUGCAUCGGAAAUUAUGGCAGAUCUGAAGGUGUUCUUGACCCAACGUGGAUUCAAAGUGGAAGAGGAUGACAUCCGAGGAUACGACUUUCGCACAUUCCUGUAG